AUAUAUUGAAGGCGAUUCACCUGUAUUGUGUCCAGUGUUGAGACAACUUAGAUCUAUUAUUCCAUUGAAGUUCGGCUCUAGCAUGAUAUUAGCCUGAUAUUAGACUGGACAACCGAGGUUUGUAAUGUUCACGGAGCCAUUAGCCGAGACCAAUGAGUUUUGGCUGAUAUUUCGCUUCCGUCUUGCGCGUCUGUCAUGUUCCAAGAACUACCGAGAAAUUCACUGUAAGGAACUUCUGUUUUCAUGAAUAAUAGUUUACGUUCCCACAUUUAAUUGAAUGCAGCGACUACAGUAUAUUCAUUACUUAAACAGAAACUAUUUUAAUUUCGGGAGGAAAUCGACCAGAAAAUUUUUGAAACGCCAUCAAUGUGUAAAUAUAUUACUUUUUACAAAACUCACUUCAUGAUAAUGUGGGGUUUUCACUUACCCAGUUGAUGUUUUCUAGGCGAACUGUAUUGCACGCGAACAGAUGUCACAGUAAUUACUAUUAAUGUCCCACAUUUCAUCUCAUUGUAGAUUUGUAUAUCCGCGCGGUUGCGGUCGAUAAGACUGGCGCAAACGUGAGAUUGGAUUACGAGUACGAUGAAAUGUGGAGCGUUGAACACUUGCUGCUGGAAGCCCGUUUGUGUGCAUUUCUGGAAAAGGCUUUCAAACGUAGUAAAACCCUCCAUCAGCUGCACUUCAAGUGUGAUUUUCUUGGAGAACGUGACGGUCAGUGCCACAAUCGUGGACAUGUAUGGCCUGGCUAGAAUCACAGUACUCGAUGAAAAUCCCAUGUUGGGUAAAGAAAGGCCAUCAAGAACAGGAGGAACAACCGUGGCGACGACGAGGAUGAGAGCAAGCGUGACGCAAAACGCACUUCCAGAUUACACGAUAGAGCCCGGCAGGAACCAGCUACUGACGAUUUAUGGACCCAUUUGGGUCAUAUGACCAACUGUCUCGGUAGAAACCAUCAAUAAAAUAUUGAUGUUCUUUCUGAG
This is a messenger RNA of Opisthorchis viverrini, 980 nucleotides long. RefSeq lists its product as hypothetical. NCBI's taxonomy places the organism in Eukaryota, Metazoa, Platyhelminthes, Trematoda, Opisthorchiida, Opisthorchiidae. The transcript is spliced from 3 exons. The coding region runs from base 583 to 930 and encodes 115 amino acids. The record is from RefSeq and is a predicted model, not a curated record.